AAUCGCCAAAUGGGAAACAGUGACGUCUCCUUUCUUAUUUUAUACCUCUCAGACAGGAAAGGCGCGGGAAAUGAGUAUACUGAGUGAUAUGUGUUAGCUUUUAGAUGGAAUGUGUUAGAAAUAAAACUAAAAAUUAGAAUUUUAUAGAAAUUUAAUUUGAACCAUGGAGUUGAUGAAGAAAGAGAUAUGGUCUCAGUUGGUUAAUUCUUAUCCAAGUUGUGUUUUAGAGGAAAGUUCAGAAACUGACAAAUUAAGACUACGUCUAAGUGUCGAAGAUCUUGGCGAGGUUGAGGAUUUUAAAAAGACAAUUGGUAGAAUUACAAAAACGCAGUGGAACGCAAAAAGGGAAAACUCUGAUCCUAUGAGGUUUACUUUUUGGAAAGCAUGGGUCUGCCAACACAGUAAAUUAAAUAAAGCCUCCACUUCCAAACGGAACGCCAAGUGUCAAGCUAAGUUGUGGCUCAUAAUAAAAAAGCUCACUAAACACACUUAUAGAAAAGACAAGUUCAUGAAACUGUCUCCUCCUUUAGCAGUUUUGGUAAUUCUUGGCUUGCAGCACACUCAUAGUAUUGAUACUGUUGAAUCUCUUAAAAUGUUGAGAGUUUCAGACGAAGUAAAGAAAGACUUUAAUGACUAUUUCUCAUGGGGAAUGACUAUAAUCGAAGCCCGUAUGCACCAUGAAAAUAAAUUUUUGUUGGCAAACAACUAUGAAGAUAUGGCAAAUGCUUCUAAGAAUCCAACUCCGAGGCAGGUUCAUCAUUUGCAAAACAAGUGGAAAUCGAACAAUUCAGGGGCACUUCCCACCCCAUUUGAGAAAUUGAAGGAAAGAAUACCACUUUAUAAUUCAAAUGUUUCCGGCCCUAUUUAUGACUGCAGAUAUACACGAAGAGAAAGAAGCCUUAGCAACUGUGUGGCCAGAAAGCUCACAGCUUCUGUGCCAUUUUUAUGUGGCUCAAACUGAAUGGUGUGAGCUAUUUUCCAAGUCUACUACAUUAACGACGGAAGAAGGAUCUAGACUUAUGAAACUUUUCCUCGAUGUUAUGUAUGCUACUACUGAAGAAAAUCAUACAGAAGCUUUUGCCCAACUACUGAAUGAACAACGAUACCCAGAGUUUUUAUCCAGAUUUAAUUCUUUCUACCAAAGAAGAAACGAAUGGGUCUUGCUGGACAGAAGUUCGACAGUAAACAACGCCACAAAUAACUUUGCCGAAUUUACAAUUCGAAUUGUUAAAGACAUUGUGUUAUGUCGCACAAAAGCUUUCAGUAUCGUUACUCUAGUUGAAUUUUGCUUGGAUUUGUGGGAAAAACACCUUACGAAGAAACUUCUCGAAUUGGCGCACUCUUGCGAAGUUAGUUUAGCAUUCAAAUCAAUCCACGAAAAGGACAAAGAAAUUAAAGAACUAGAUGUGCAAGAGAGUUUUCAAAACGUGUUUCUGAUGAAAAUUGGACAUAAAUCAUACACUGCCAAUGCAGAGGUUGGUGUCUGCAACUGCCAAGUUGCAAUGUUUGGUGCAUUUUGCAAGCACCAAUAUUACUUAUUUACAACACAUAAAUUUGCUUUGCCUAGUGCGCCAACUCUAUCAAUAGAGGAAAAAACUGAAUUACAUAACUUUGCUUUAGGAGAAAUGUCAGAAUGUGAUUGUUCAAAUACACCAGAGAAUUGGAAAUCUUUACCAAAAGAUGGCAACGCUUUACUAGAUUAUGGCAAAUCUUUACCAGAAGGUGGUGAAUCUUUACCAGAAGAUGAUGAUUUUUUUCCAGAUUUUGAUGAAUUCUUACUAGAAGAUGAUGACUUUCUCCCGGAAAAUGAGCAAUCUCUAUCAGAAGCGGGAACAAGUCAGAACAGUCAAGAAAUAAAUCUUAGUGCAAUCCAGACGGGUACUAAUAACCAAAUCGACAAAAUGGCUAGUCAGGAAGAUAAAAAUCAAAUUGUUUCAGAACUAAAUAGAAUUGCCGAUAUGAUUUCAAAAAGCACAUUUACAAAAACAAAAGCCGACCAUAUCAUCAAUACUCUAAAAAAGAUUAAGACCGUGGAUGAUUUAGAUAGGUUAUUUUUUCUUAAAAAUAAUUCUCGAAUUAAAAAAACGAAUGUUCAUCACAUUUCUGGAGUCGUGCCACGGUUAGAAUUAGCUAAAGCUGUAAGAAGUGUUCCAGAAAAAACAAAUGUUCAUCAUAUUUCUGGAGUCUUGCCUAGGAUAGAGUUAGUCAAAACUGGAAAAAUUGUUCCACAAAAAACAAAUGUUCAUCAUAUUUCUGGAGUCUUGCCAAGGAUAGAGUUAGUCAAAACUGGAAAAAUUGUUUCAGAAAAAACAAAUGUUCAUCAUAUUUCUGAAGUUUUGCCACGAAUAGAGUUAGUCAAAAUUGAGAGAGUUUUAGAUGGAAGUUCUUCUGAAGAGAUAACUAAAAAACUAAAAGUAUCCUAAAAUGCCUUAAAAAUAACCUUUGAUUACUUCUUAAGACCUAGUUACUAUGUCUUUAUAUAGCGAUUGUCAAUGUAAAAAUAUAAUUGAAUUUACAAACCAAAAUUUAUAAGAAAUUAAAGAAAAAUCCAAUUUUUGGACAAUUAUUGUUUGAAUUUUGUUUUAGUAUGAUCAAAAUGUGAAGAACUAUGCAAUAAAAAUACCGUAAUGUAACUACCUACCCAAUAAAAAUACCCUAUACUAUGUAAAAAAUGUAAUUUUUUUCAAGUAAUAAUUAAGAAACGGCACUUAAGUUAAAGGGCUUAAAUACUAUGAACACUUUUAAAAAGAUUAAAAUUUUAAAAAGUGUUUAUCGCAUUUAGGAAUUUACUUUCUUCAAAGCUACAAAAUUUGUAGCAAAAAUCCCUAUUUUGGCUAUUAUUUAAAGCUCUUACCUCAAUAGGAUAUAACUAAUAAUCCCUUCUCAACAUUUUUGUGUAUGUAAUUAACUAAUAAUAAUUUAUUAUAAUUUU
Messenger RNA from Parasteatoda tepidariorum (common house spider), 2932 nucleotides. RefSeq lists its product as uncharacterized. The record is from RefSeq and is a predicted model, not a curated record. Gene Ontology annotation, molecular function: zinc ion binding. NCBI's taxonomy places the organism in Eukaryota, Metazoa, Arthropoda, Arachnida, Araneae, Theridiidae.